GAGAGUGAAGGUCAGUGCGUUUGGGGUCUGCCAACAUGGGCCUCCCUCUGCCCCCCAGUGUCCUGCUCCUCGGGGCGCUGUGGUCCGCCUGUCCCGGCCAGGCCGCGGUGGUGCCGGACUUCAACCACGUGGAGCGCUGCAAGGAGGCCCUGUACAUGGGCACCCCGCCGCGCGGCUACUUCACCGCCAAGCUGAAGAAGAUCUGCCAGCGCUACGCGGACAGGCCCCGCUACGCCACCCUCUACGACCCCCGCGGGCACAUCCCCGUCUACUCCGCCUACACCUUCAAGAAGUCCGACGGGGAGAAGCACGUGGACUUCCCCUGGAUGUUCGAGCCGCAGCUCGGCUCUGAGAAGGGCGGGAGCAACAUGGAGCCCUUCCCGCAGACCCACAUGCACAUGAACUUCGAGGACACGCAGGCCGUCCUGGAGGACUACUCCGACGUGGUCCAGUACGAGCGCGGCCACCUGAACCCGGACGAGCACCAGGCCGACCCGCUGGACAAGGCCGCCACCUACACCCUGACCAACGUGGUGCCGCAGAUUCGGGAGUUCAACACGGGCCCCUGGUCCGACCACGAGGACCAGGUCCGCAAGAGGCUGAACAACUAUUGCCGGGGGGCGGCGUACGUGGUGACCGGCACGACCACCUCCGGCAACACGAUCCGGCGGGACAACGUGGACCGCGUGGCCAUCCCCGAGUACAUGUGGACCGCCUACUGCUGCGUCGACUUCGACCGCAACGCGCCCUACGACGUGCGCUACAAGCUCCCCGCCUUCGGCGCCUACGCCCUGAACAGCCACGUCAACAGCCACGUGGUGGAGGUGCCCGUGAAGAACCUGGAGAAGUUCCUCAGGAGCAGGAUGGAGGUGGACACGAACUUCCAGAUCUUCUACAACGACUGCGUCCCAGAUUUCUGAUUUUUUCUUUUUGUUUUGCGCUUCGUCAGAAACUGUCCUCCCCUCAAUUAGAUAUUUUUUGGGGGGUUUAUGUGUGUUGCUUGGCAAAUGGUUACUGCAUCAUUGCAUUCUGGGUUAUGUCUCAAUGAUAAUUUGGCUAUAUUCAUAUACUUAAGAGUAAUAUUUAAUCAUCUGCAUUGAAGGGUACUUCAAUCUCCA
This is a messenger RNA of Anguilla rostrata (American eel), 1118 nucleotides long. RefSeq names its product endonuclease domain-containing 1 protein-like. The record is from RefSeq and is a predicted model, not a curated record. Gene Ontology annotation, molecular function: nucleic acid binding; hydrolase activity; metal ion binding. NCBI's taxonomy places the organism in Eukaryota, Metazoa, Chordata, Actinopteri, Anguilliformes, Anguillidae. The transcript has 3 exons. The coding region runs from base 36 to 920 and encodes 294 amino acids.